AUGAGUUCGAGAUCUCAAAUUCGGCUGGACGCCACUGUUGCUGACUGUGGCCUUGUGGCUGAGCUUGCGCUGAACGUCUAUCGCUCAUGUAAAAUGUCCGCGGCGGAUUUUCAGAGCAUGUCGGAUGAUAUGUCCACUCUUUAUAUGACUCUCAGGGACAUACGGGAAGACCUCAGCCAGGACGCUUCAGGCUUGAGCCACACCGGCAUGGACUCUCUAAGAGAGAAGCUGAACACUGUACACGGAGCUCUCCGGUGCAUUGAUGAGGAGCUGAAAAACUACGAGAGAAUGACAUUUAGCUCCCGCCUGAGAUGGGCGUAUCUCAAAGAUGUGUUGCCGAACACUGGCGAGGCCCAUACUCGGAUCGUCGGCACAACAACCGCAUUGCGCCUUCUGGAAAAGAAGAUGUCUAUGACCUGCGAUAAAGCUCUCGAGAAACAGAUAGUGAAAUAUCUACGAGAAGUCCGGGAUGGACUACACGAGGAUUCGGUGAUGAAUCUGGUUCCAACGGACAUGCCCUCGAAGCAUCAGCGAUGGCAAGAUUUCAAGGAGGAGCUUCAAAGAUAUGUGGGUAUACCACCCACAGUGGUCGAUGACCACUGGGAUUUCAUCCAUGCUGUUGUCCGUCGCGCGCAGAAAACUGGUGAUUAUGACAUCGAGCUCCCCGAACCCUCCCAGGACGAGCGUGCGUUGAUGAAGCAGAUCGAAGAAAGCUUGGUGCGCAGGUCUAAGGAUAUGGAUAAAAACAUGAACGAGCUGCGUCAGAGAGCCCCUCAUAUCGACAGCAAGAAGACUUCACCAAUCGUCACCAUCGGCCUUCGUGCGUUACGUAUUGUCUCAGAUGAACGCCUAAUCGUGGCGGCGGACGAAGGAGACUUGAAACGUGUCAAGACUCUGAUUAAUCGCCGCGCGAAUGUCAAUGCUUCUGACAGAUGGCGCUGGACGGCGCUGCACAUGGCGGCCUAUGGUGGAUACAAUGAGAUUGCCAAAGAGCUAAUCGCAGCCGGGGCAGACCUCACAGCUAGGACUGUGGAUGGGGAGACUCCACUCAGGUUGGCAGAAACAAACAGACAUGUGGAUGUAGCCGCUACCAUUCAAAACAGAGUAGAUGAGUUACAUGACCAGGCAGGCCGUCAAAAGCCUCACUAA
Molecule: messenger RNA, 1149 nt
Organism: Aspergillus vadensis CBS 113365
Lineage: Eukaryota; Fungi; Ascomycota; Eurotiomycetes; Eurotiales; Aspergillaceae
Product: ankyrin repeat domain-containing protein
Exons: 2
Coding region: 1-1149 (382 amino acids)
Cellular component (GO): nucleoplasm
Molecular function (GO): protein binding
Source: RefSeq, a predicted model, not a curated record